Messenger RNA from Coregonus sp. 'balchen', 5529 nucleotides. The record is from the annotation of a GenBank genome assembly. NCBI's taxonomy places the organism in Eukaryota, Metazoa, Chordata, Actinopteri, Salmoniformes, Salmonidae.
AUGAGGCUUCUGUGGAGGGGCGGCUCCUGUGGAGGGGCUAUGAUUAUGCCUUCACCCCCCUCCCUCAGCAGGGUUUGGAUGGUGGUGGUGGUCAUAUGGCUCCCUGGUGCUCUGGAGAAGUGUAUCUUUGAUGAGGUUCAGCAGUCAGUCACAGUGGUCACCACACCCGCUGAUCAACAUGGACCUCACCCUAAGACGACGGCCAGUGCCAAUAUUGAGCAACAGACUCCACUUACUGCUUCAGAGGACACAGCUAAUUCUGUUCAAAUUCCUUCAUUUGCACCUCAACUUUCUUCACCCCAGAGACAUCACAGGAAGCACAUAAGAGAGCUGGCUCCACCCACAAACCCUCCACAGCCAAUCAGGAUCCACACCUGGGUUCCGAAGGAGAGCCCCGCCCUGUCUCAGGUGGAGAGCGAGAGACUGGAGCCAGCAGUCAGGGAGGCUGUGGACAUCGUGUCCAGCUUGCUGUCAGGUAGGAGAGGAGAGUGUCUGUCUGUGCUGUGUGUUUGAGUGGUUCUAUACUGAACAAAAAUAUCAACGCAACAUGCAACAAUUUCAAAGACUUUACUGAGUUACAGUUCGUAUAAGGAAAUCAGUCAAUUGAAAUAAAUACAUUUGGCCCUAAUCUAUGGAUUUCACAUGACUGGGAAUAUAGAUAUGCAUCUGUUGGUCACAGAUACCUUUUUUAAAAAGGUAGGGGCAUGGAUCAGAAAACCAGUCAGUAUCUGGUGUGACCACCAUUUGCCUGAUGCAGCGUGACACAUCUCCUUCGCAUAGAGUUGAUCAGGCUGUUUAUUGUGGCCUGUGGAAUGUUGUCCCACUCCUCUUCAAUGGCUUUGCGAAGUUGCUGGAUAUUGGCGGGAACUGGAACACGUCGAUCCAGAGCAUCCCAAACAUGCUCAAUGGGUGACAUGUCUGGUCAGUAUGCAGGCCAUGGAAGAACUGGGACAUUUUCAGCUUCCAGGAAUUGUGUACAGAUCCUUGCGACAUGGGGCGUGCAUUAUCAUGCUGAAACUUGAGGUGAUGGCGGCGGGUGAAUGGCACGACAAUGGGCCUCAGGAUCUCUUCACUGUAUCUCUGUGCAUUCAAAUUCCCAUAGAUAAAAUGCAAUUGUGUUCAUUGUCCGUAGCUUAUGCCUGGCCCCAUAACCCAACUGCCACCAUGGGGCACUCUUGUUCACAACGUAGACAUCAGCAAACCACUCGCCCACACGAUGCCAUACACGUGGUCUGCGGUUGUGAGGCCGGUUGGACCAACUGCCAAAUUCUCUAAAACGACAUUGGAGGCGGCUUAUGGUAGAGAAAUGAACAUUCAACAGCUCUGGUGGACAUUCCUACAAUCAGCAUGCCAAAUGCAUGCUCCCUCAAAACUUGAGACAUUGAGACAUCUGUGGCAUUGGGUUGUGUGACAAAACUGCACAUUUUGGAGUGGACUUUUAUUGUCCCCAGCACAAGGUGCACCUGUGUAAUGAUCAUGCUGUUUAAACAGUUUCUUGAUAUGCCACACCUGUCAGGUGGAUGGAUUAUCUUGGCAAAGGAGAAAUGCUCACUAACAAGGAUGUAAAGAAAUUUGUGCGCAACAUUUGAAAGAAAUAUGCUUUUUGUCCGUACAGAAAAUGUCUAGGAUAUUUUAUUUCAGCUCAUGAAACAUGGGACCAACACUUUACAUGUUGCAUUUAUAUUUUUGUUCAGUGUAUCUACUGUGUGUGGAUGUUUGUCAGUAGGAACAUUAUUGUGUGUGCCUUUGGACUGCAUGUUGUAAUCAUGUGGGGAUCACUAAGUGUUUCACUGAUAAUUUAAUACCUGCUGUCCCUACAGUAAACAGAGUCACUGGUCAUCUGCUGCUCAGCAGAGACAUCAACAAGUACUGCAAAUUCAUAUGGAGGAACGCCAUUGCUGCCAACUAUAACAAGUCUGUGUGUUACAACUGUAUGCCUAGCUAUAUGUGCAUAUUUGUCCAUUUCUUUACAUAGUAAAAUACCAUCUCUGUUUAUACAGUAUGUUUCUCUUGUCUAAGACUUUCUGAUACAGUAAAUAGGAUUUUCUACUGUUAUAGGUCAGUGAAUGAUUUCAACCAAUCAAAGAUUUCCAUUUCCACAGGUGUGGCCGAGCCAAUGAGAAGUACAGGACAGAGACCUGUCUGGAUGUCAUUGUGAGUAGCAGCAUCUGCACUCUCUCUCAUAUCACACAGACAGAGAUGCUGUAUUAUUAUUAGUCCUUUGAUGGAAAUCAUGACCUGCCAGUGAGGAUGCACCAUCUCAUCUCCCUACCCACUGUUGAUUGACAGAUCCCAGAUGAUCACCUGAGUGGUUGUUCCGUGUACUCAGAGCAUGAUGCACCAACCAUGACUGUGAUAAGGCCUGAGGGGGCGGGACUUCCUGACACUGACUUCCUACUUUACCUCCACACACAGAGCACUGACAAGUGUCGAGCAGAGGUGAGGAGUCACAGUGGAGUCAAUGUUAUGUUCACUGUAAAUCAACUUAGUUUGUGACUGUCAAUGUAGCUCUGGUUGUCCUUAGGUACAGAUCUAAGAACAGCAGAUACCCUUACCAGCAUACCCUCACCAAUAAAAAAGCAAUACGAUCAGUAAUGAACUCAGGUCAUAAAGUAUGUUGACUGUCAAUGUAUCACUCUUUCCUCUUCACUAUUCAUAUAUCCCAGCCCAGUGUGUUGGCCUAUGCAGUGCACUGCCAAACUGACUCCCAGGGUCGACCUCUGGCUGGUGUGGUGGUAAUCUGUAGGGACAGACUGACUGGGGAGGCAUACAGCCACCAAGGCACUGUGCAGGUAAAAUAAUAGUGUGUGUGUGUGUGUGUGUGUGUGUGUGUGUGUGUGUGUGUGUGUGUGUGUGUGUGUGUGUGUGUGUGUGUGUGUGUGUGUGUGUGUGUGUGUGUAAUAAUUAGCGUCUCCUUUCCUUCUUUUCUCCAGACAGUGAUCCAUGAGUUGUUCCAUGCAUUGGGUUUCUCCAAAGAACUCUUCAGCACCUGGAGAGACUGCUCCUACUCACAACGUCAGUAACCUUGCUUGUGUUAUCAUUUGGUAUAUUACAUUUGUAUUAUAAGGCUAUCUUUUAUUGUGUUACUUUAUGGUGUGUUUUUGUGCAAUCUUUUGGUCAUGGGUAGACUUAUUUAAUUUGUAUUUCUCUGCUGUGGGUUCUUUGUUGUGUGAUUGAGUUAUACUCGGUUGUGUUGUGUGGUUGUUGUGUGGGUAUGUGAUCCUGUGUUGUGUUACUGUGUUGUGUAGCUGGGAUGGGCUGCCCCCCCCGGGGUCAGGUGACUAACACAGAUGAGACGGGUCAGGUGAGGAUCUACACCCAAUCAGUGAUCAGAGCCCUGCAGGACCACCUGUUAUCUACUGACCCUGAGCUGGGAGGACCACUGGAGAACCUGGUACGGACCCUGCCAUGAGCCAUUAGCACACAUUAUAUAGUAGUGCAAAAAGGUUGGCACUGUAGUCACACUCAUGAAAUACUGGACUCUCCCACUUUAUUCAUAUCAGAGUCGUUCCCAAUAUGUUUGUGGUCUUAUAUUGUACUUGACCUUUCUCUCUCUACCUCGUUACCUGUAACUCCUUUCUCACACUUCUCUCUCAAUCUCUCUCUUUCUCUCCCCUAACUCUUUAACAAUUACUCUCCCCCUCUGUCUCUCUCUCUCUCUCCUUCUCCUCUCCCCAUCUCCCAGGAUGUUGGUUCUAGUGGUCUGUCCUCUCACUGGGAGUCCAGGGUGCUACAGGGCUCCAUCAUGGCUGCAGCCCUGGGGGACCCAGCUGUGGUGCGUGUCGACCCGGUCACUCUGGCCGCCCUACAGGACACGGGCUGGUACUCUGUCAACCACAGCCGAGCACAGAGCCUGGUGUGGGGAAAGGGUAAGGGACAGCCACAUGGUCUUUGUGCCGGUCCAUUGAGACGGAUAUCACUUUUCAUAAAUGAACCAAACAGAUAUAGUGGUUAGAAAGAAUAUCUGUCAAAGAUAAAGAGUGGAAGAGAGGAAUAUCGUGUGGUAUGAGUGAUUCUAUGUGUACCUGCUUAAUGUCCAUAGUGAGAUAUUGUUUGUGUGUCUUGCGUAGGUGAGGGAGCAAUGUUUGGCUUGCUGUCCACCUGCCAUGACAACUCCUCCUCAUUUUUCUGCAUGGGCAGGUAUUGCUAUUAUUUUAUAUGAAUAUCCCACACUUAACCAUAACAUUAUUUUACAAAUAAAAAAAAAGAAAAUCCCAUUCUCCAACGUUGUCUAAAGCUGUCCAGUUCCUCUACCUCACUCUCUGUUUGACUUGUGUUCUCCGUUGCUCAGUGGUUUAGGGUGUCAUUAUCUUCACCACCACAAGGGGGUGUGUCAGACUGACCCUCACCUGGAUGGGUGCCGCAUUUAUAAACCUCUAAUGGUGGGUCUUCUGCUCUCAUUCACUUCAGUUUGACCGUUUCCCUGAACUCUAUUCUCCAUGACAAAACAGUAUUUCAAACACUCUUCCUCGUCUUCACCUUCUCUCCAUAUUUACACUUCUCUCUCCUCUUCCUUUACUCCUCUCUCUGUGUUUUCCUAAGAGUGAGUGCUGGAAAGAGGAGAAUGAGAGAGGGACUGAAACAGAGUGGAGUGGAGAGUUGUACCGUAUAGACAGCCGAUGCUUCUUCUCUAACCUGAGCAGAGAGGUCAGUGUGUGUGCAUUGAUACAGCAUAUAUUUGUGAAAAAGUGUAUGAAAGUGACACAUACCCAUUUAUUUUAUUUUCUCUCCAUCGCCUCUCUCUGUCAGAAUGUCUCCCUGUCUGUCAGUGACUCUGUGGUGGGGCCGUUGUUAUAGACGCAGGUGUACUGGGCUGAACAGAUAUCAGAUACAGGUGUCUGGCUCUGACUGGAUGGACUGCCCAGUAGGAAGCGCCAUUGAGGUAACUUUGGAGCAUACACCGAUUUUGCCAUUUUGACCAUUAGAUUCUACUACGAUUUGACAUGAUUUCUCCUUCAUUCAUUCAUCCAGGUGACAGGAUACAGGGGGUUAGUUGCAUGUCCUGACAAGAGGUUGUGUUAUUACCCUGACAUUGGUCUCUCCAUCAACAACCAGGCCCCCCACUCUCCAGCUGCAUCUACUAAAGGCACAGUGACUACUGAGAAGUGAGUAUGGCCGAGUAGGAAGUAUUUCAGUAUGUUUGGUAUGGCACAAUAUGAACUUGUAAUUCUGUUACUUUAUCAAGUGGUCUUUCACUUUCUCAGAGAGCAAUACAUUACUUCCUUAUCAGUAUAAAUAAAUGGUUUAUUUUCUUGUCUUCUCUCCCUCAGCGAUCCCCUGUUACAUCAGAACACAACCCCUGACCCGAGCCUGACCUUUGACCCUGCCCCUACCUGUGCAGUACCAGGGGUCAGUACAGACCCCACGUUGGCUGCAGUCCUGGGGGUCAGUGCUGCUGUCUGUCUCUUAGCUGCCCUGAUGGUGAUCUACAGGAGGUACCGCUCCUCCAGAGUCAGGGUUCAUGUUGCCCCUGAGGCCCCCAGUGUUCUGCAGUUGCACUCGACCCAAAAUGAUUCAAAUGACUGCUGA